AUGGGAUCCUUAGAGAAGCAGCGGGGCGUGGCCAGGGCCGGUCCACGGAGGCGUGGCCCCGGGCGGCUCAGGGGGCGUGGCCACCAUCGGGCCCUGGGGGCGUGGCCCCGGGCGACUCAGGGGGCGUGGCCACAAACGGAUCCUGGGGGCGUGGCCCCGGGCGGCUCAGGGGGCGUGACCACCAUCGGGGCCUGGGGCGUGGCCACAAACGGAUCCUGGGGGCGUGGCCUCGGGCGGCUCAGGGGGCGUGGGCACUAUCGGAUCCGGGGGCGUGGCCUCGCGUAUAUCCCGGGGGCGUGGCCCCGGGCGGCUCAGGGGGCGUGGCCACUAUCGGAUCCGGGGGCGUGGCCACGGGUGGAUCCUGGGAACGGGGUCACGAUCGGGCCCUGGGGCGUGGCCUCGGACGAGUCAGGGGGCGUGGUCACGAUCGGACCCGGGGGCGUGGCCACGGGCGGCUCGGGGGGCGUGGCCGCGAUCGGCCCCCACCGGGGGCGUGGCCACGGGCGACUCAAGGGGCGUGGCCACGGGCGACUCAGGGGGCGUGGCCCCGAUCGGACCCUGGGACGCGGCCACGGACGAGUCAGGGGGCGUGGCCACUACCGUGGGGGGGGCGUGGCCGCCCCCGGAGCCCGGGGCGUGGCCACGGGCGGCUCAGGGGGCGUGGUCGCUCUCGGAUCCCGGGGCGUGGCCACGGGCGGAUCCCGGGGGCGGGGCCCCGGGCGGCUCAGGGGGCGUGGCUACAAUCGGAUCCGGGGGCGUGGCCACGGGCGGAUCCCGGGGGCGGGGCCACGAUCGGGCCCUGGGGCGUGCCCACGGACGAGUCAGGGGGCGUGGCCACGAUCGGACCCCAUCGGGGGCGUGGCCACGGGCGGCUCGGGGGGCGUGGCCACGAUCGGGCCCCCCUCGGGGACGUGGCCACGGGCAGCUCAGGGGGCGUGGCCACCCUCCGAUCCCGGGGGCGUGGCCACGGCCGAGCCAGGGGGCGUGGCCACUAUCGGAGGGGGCGCGGCCGCGGGCGACUCAGGGGGCGUGGGCACUAUCGGAUCCGGGGGCGUGGCCACGCGUGGAUCCCGGGGGCGUGGCCACGGGGGGGGGGGCUCAGGGGGCGUGGCCACGAGAGCCGUGCCGCGCCGCGCCGUGCCGUGCUGGGGCUCCCGGCUGGGGCGCCGCUGA
Messenger RNA from Tachyglossus aculeatus (Australian echidna), 1173 nucleotides. RefSeq names its product glycine-rich cell wall structural protein 1.0-like. The transcript has 3 exons. NCBI's taxonomy places the organism in Eukaryota, Metazoa, Chordata, Mammalia, Monotremata, Tachyglossidae. The record is from RefSeq and is a predicted model, not a curated record. Bases 1 to 1173 code for a protein of 390 amino acids.